Cajanus cajan (pigeon pea) is the source of this 503-nucleotide messenger RNA. RefSeq lists its product as uncharacterized. The record is from RefSeq and is a predicted model, not a curated record. NCBI's taxonomy places the organism in Eukaryota, Viridiplantae, Streptophyta, Magnoliopsida, Fabales, Fabaceae.
AAUACGACCGACCCAGCUGCAGGAUGCCACGCCCUUAGGCCUUGAAUUAUAGAAAUUGGAGAUUUGGACGUUGUGUUGUGUUGUGUUGUGUGUUGCAUUAGCAGGAGAAAAAUGUGGUUCAUGUACGUGUGCGACGAGGAAGAGAAGGAACUGGGAAGGCAACAAGCCCCAGGGUCGUGUCCCCACUGCGGAGCCAAAGUCGAAGCCAUGGACGUUGAGAUCCAGUCCAAGCUCUGCUUCUUGCCCCUCUGCUUCAAGAUCAAGAGAAAGUACUUCUGUACCCACUGUGCUAGGCGUUUGGAGUUGUAUUACUGACUCCAUGCCAAUUCCUCUUCAUCUCCUUUCUCAAUUACAACAAUAACUCCCUGUAAAUAACCAAUAUUUAUAUAUAAGUCUAGUUAGUCCACUUUUUUUUAUUUUUCUUUUUCAGGAUUUGGCUCCUACUUGAGUUCCUAUGUCAUUCAAUUAAUUGGAGAUGAAAUGCACUGGAUUUUCCUUAUUCU